AUGUCGUCCAUGGAGAACCAACACGGCGCGUACGGCUCCUUCGGCUCCGCCAACGACGCGGACCUGGUCAAGAAGGUCAAUGCCUUCAACGAGAGCAAGAUCGAGCACGGAGGCGAGGAGCCCUCUUCGGCCGAGGGCAAGGCCGCGAAGGCGGGUCUCGGGACUUCCAGCGGUGAUGGCAAGGAUGUGCAGGAGGCCGGCAGUAAAGUGUCGGAAAAGGUCGGGGACAUGCUGAACAAGAACAAAUAG
Colletotrichum graminicola M1.001 is the source of this 249-nucleotide messenger RNA. RefSeq lists its product as uncharacterized. NCBI's taxonomy places the organism in Eukaryota, Fungi, Ascomycota, Sordariomycetes, Glomerellales, Glomerellaceae. The coding region runs from base 1 to 249 and encodes 82 amino acids. The transcript is spliced from 2 exons. The record is from RefSeq and is a predicted model, not a curated record.